Ostreococcus lucimarinus CCE9901 is the source of this 2974-nucleotide messenger RNA. RefSeq lists its product with no specific name. NCBI's taxonomy places the organism in Eukaryota, Viridiplantae, Chlorophyta, Mamiellophyceae, Mamiellales, Bathycoccaceae. Gene Ontology annotation, molecular function: ATP binding; isoleucine-tRNA ligase activity; tRNA binding. Gene Ontology annotation, cellular component: cytosol. The record is from RefSeq and is a predicted model, not a curated record. Gene Ontology annotation, biological process: isoleucyl-tRNA aminoacylation. The transcript has a single exon. The coding region runs from base 112 to 2961 and encodes 949 amino acids.
CGGGGCGCGACGGUCGCGGGACGCGCGCGGGGCGAAGGCGGUGACGGUAAGGGAAAGAAGGAGAAGAACGCGUACGGCGCGACGGUGCGAUUGCCGCAGACGACGUUCGAGAUGCGGGCGAACAGCGUGCAAAAGGAACCUAAAAUGCAGGCGUGGUGGGCCGAGCGCGGGGUGUACGAGCGGUUGCGAGCGAGGGAGGACGGGGCGGCGUUCACGCUGCACGAUGGACCGCCGUACGCGAACGGGGAUUUACACAUCGGACACGCGUUGAAUAAGAUUUUGAAGGAUUUCGUGAAUCGGUGGGAGAUGAUGAACGGGAAGCGCGUGCGAUACGUGCCGGGAUGGGACUGUCACGGGUUACCGAUCGAGUUGAAGGUUUUGCAGAACAUGGACGCGGAGGCGCGGAAGGCGCUGACGCCGAUUAAACUGAGGUAUAAGGCGAAAGCGUUCGCGAUGAAAACGGUGGCCAGUCAGCGGGAGCAGUUUAAGAGGUAUGGGAUUUGGGCGGAUUGGGACGAGCCGUACAUGACGCUGCUGCCCGAGUACGAGGCGGCGCAGUUGGAGGUGUUCGGGAAGAUGUUUCUCAACGGGCACAUUUAUCGCGGGGAAAAACCCGUGCACUGGUCGCCUUCGAGCAUGACGGCGCUCGCGGAGGCGGAGCUGGAGUACCCCGAAGGCCACGUAUCGCAGAGUAUUUACGUCCAAUUUCCGGUGAGCGACGUUCCCGAGUCGACGCCGAGCGAGCUCAAGGCGCUUCUCGACGGCGCGUCUUUGGCGGUUUGGACCACGACGCCGUGGACCAUGCCCGCAAACGCCGCGGUGGCGGUGAACGCCAAGCUCGAUUACUCCGUCUGUCGAGUGGAAUCGACGGGAGCGACGCUCGUCGUCGCCGAAGGUUUACGCGAAGCCGUGGCGAGCAAGUUGGAAACCACGCUCACGACGCUGGGCACGUUCAAGGGUCAAGACUUCGAGAACGUGCAAUAUCAGCACCCGUUCUACGAACGCAAGUCUCCAGUGAUUAUCGGUGGGGAGUACAUCACCACCGAAGCCGGUACCGGUCUGGUGCACACCGCGCCGGGGCACGGGCAAGACGAUUACAUCUCCGGCAUGAAGUAUGGCUUGCCGUUGUACUCUCCGGUGGAUAACGCCGGUUUGUUCACGGCCGAAGCGGGGAGUGAUUUAGAGGGGAAAGAUGUUUUAGGCGAUGGCAACGUUUUGUGCAUCGAAAAGUUGACCUCUGCUGGGGCGUUGCUCAAGCAAGAGGCGUACAAUCACAAGUACCCGUACGACUGGCGCACGAAAAAGCCGACGAUUUUCCGCGCCACCGAGCAGUGGUUCGCUUCUGUUGAGGGCUUCCGUGAGAAGGCUUUGAGCGAGUUAGAUAAGUUGGAGUUCAUUCCGGAAUCUGGUUCGAAGCGCAUGCGACCGAUGGUGAGUGGGCGCGCGGACUGGUGCAUCUCGCGCCAGCGCGCGUGGGGUGUGCCGAUUCCGGCGUUUUACCACAAGGACACGAAUGAGGUUUUGAUGGACGAAUCCAUCAUCACGCACUUCACUGAAAUCGUUCGCACACGAGGGACCGAUGCGUGGUGGGAAUUAGAAGUCGAGGACUUGUUGCCCGAGCAACACAAGGCCAAGGCGAAUGAUUACGUGCGCGGUUCGGACACGAUGGACGUGUGGUUUGACUCCGGCAGCUCUUGGGCGGGCGUCGUGCAAUCUCGCGGUCUUUCGUUCCCGGCGGAUAUGUAUUUAGAAGGUAGCGAUCAGCACCGAGGAUGGUUCCAGUCGAGUUUACUCACCGGUGUCGCGUCCACCGGUCAAGCGCCGUACAAGAAGAUUUUGACACACGGCUUCGUGCUCGACGAAAAAGGAUACAAGAUGUCAAAGUCCUUGGGGAACGUCAUCGACCCGCGAACGGUGAUCGAGGGAGGAAAGAACCAAAAGACAGAGCCUGGAUAUGGCGCCGAUACCUUACGACUGUGGGUGGCGAGCACGGAUUACACGGGUGAUGUGAGCAUCGGUAUGAACAUCAUCAAGCAAACGAGCGAGGCGUACCGCAAACUCAGAGGAACGAUUCGCUUCUUGAUGGGCGUGUUGGACGAUUUCAAGCCAACCGAGGGCGUGGCGUACGAGUCGCUGCCGGCGUUCGAGAAGUACAUUCUUAGCCGCCUGGAUGCGACGAUGCAGGAGAUCGAGACGUCGUACAAGUCGCACGAGUACAGCCGCGUCGUCGCGGCCAUCACCUCCUUCACCACGUUCCUGUCCAACGUGUACUUGGACGUGAGCAAGGACAAGUUGUACAUUGGCGAACAGAACGACAUCAAGCGCCGGGCGUGUCAAACCGUGGUUUCGGCCAUCGUCGAGCGAUUGAUCGCCGCCAUCGCCCCGCUCACCCCGCACAUGGCUGAAGAGGCGUUUCAAGCGUUGCCUUACGACAAACCCGGCGACGCCAUCUCCGUCUUCAUCGCCGGAUGGCCGUCGAGACCCAGUACCUGGGCCUCGAUCGAUGCCGAUGAGGUCAAGUUCUGGGAUUCCUUCUUGGAGAUUCGCGACACGGUGAACAAGGUGCUCGAAGAUUCUCGUAACGCCAAACUCCUCGGCGCGUCGCUCGAAGCCAAGAUCACCCUGCACUGCUCCGACGCCGAUUUCGUCGCCAGGCUCAACCGCGAAGAAAUCGCGCGAGACUUGCGUUACCUUUUCAUCGUCAGUCAAGUCGAAGUCGUGACAUCAAGUGACGCCGCCACCGCGGGAUGCGACUUUAAAUCCAUCGUCGACGUCCCCGGCGCCGGCACCGUCUCCGUCGGCGUCGCGCGCGCCUCCGGAGCCAAGUGCGCUCGAUGCUGGAACUUUUCCAACCUCGUCGGCGUCGACGCCAAGCACGCCACCCUGUGCGAACGAUGCGUCCCGAUCGUCAACGCCUCGCAUCCCGAUUUAGUCGUCGCCGCGCCCGCACCCGCGUCAUGAGCGCCUAGCCGUU